This is a messenger RNA of Pistacia vera, 345 nucleotides long. Its product is annotated as secreted RxLR effector protein 161-like. The transcript is spliced from 2 exons. The record is from RefSeq and is a predicted model, not a curated record. The coding region runs from base 1 to 345 and encodes 114 amino acids. Lineage: Eukaryota; Viridiplantae; Streptophyta; Magnoliopsida; Sapindales; Anacardiaceae.
AUGAGUCCAAAGACUGAUAAGGAGUGUGAGCGGAUGCGUGAGAUACCCUAUGCUUCAGCUGUAGGUAUUCUCAUGUACGCUAUGCUAUGUACUAGGCCUGAUAUUGCAUAUGUUGUGAGUGUUACAAGCAAAUAUCAGUCUGACCCCGGGGAAAAAUACUGGUCAACUGUUAAGACGAUCCUUAGAAAGUCUACAUCUGGGUUCGUUUUCAUAUGCAAUGGAGGAGCAGUCAGUUGGACAAGUUCUAAACAGUCAAGUAUUGCCGAUUCCACUACUAAAGCUGAAUACAUUGCCGUUUCAGAAGCAGAAAAAGGAAGUUGUCUAGAUGCGCAAAGUCAUGACUAA